CCGGCGCAGACAGUUGGCGGCCUGGGGCGGCUGGCGCACGCGCGCGGUCGUCAUGACAACGCCGCUGCCACGGCCGGCGGGAUGCAGAGAGCAUGCAGCGCAGCCCGCAGCAGGCCGGGCCUGAGUCCCGGACCCCACCUUCCGCCCCAUCUACGACCCCUACUCCGGCGUGGGCUGCGGCCGACUGUAGCGCUGCAGAACCUAUUGGCGGUCUACAGGAAUAUUAUUAUGAGCUAUGUAUGGAAAAGUCCCAGGAAAUUAAACCUUUUAUAGUGCAUAUACUCCAAGAAGUGGACGAAGAAAUUGAAAAGGGAUUGGUAGGAAUCACAUUAAAUGUUGCUGGUAACUGUCACUUAAUGCCAGUAGAAAGAGUAACAGGUGAAGAUUUUUGGAUUCUUUGCAGAAUUUUAAAGAAUAAUCCAUAUAUUAAUGGUUUGGAUGUUAGAUAUAACCUCAUAAGUGAUGUUGGCGCAUCCUAUGCUGCAAAACUGCUUCAGAAACAGCAUAAUCUCAUUUACUUAAACCUUAUGUUUAAUGACAUUGGGCCUGAAGGUGGAGAACUGAUUGCUAAAGCACUACAUAAGAAUACAACUCUGAAACACCUAAGAAUGACUGGAAACAAGAUUGAAAAUAAGGGUGGAAUGUUUUUUGCUGCAAUGCUACAAAUUAAUUCAUCCUUAGAGAAAUUAGAUGUGGGUGACUGUGAUCUGGGAAUGCAGAGUGUGAUAGCAUUCGCUACAGUCCUAACUCAAAACCAAACAAUUAAGGGAUUAAACCUAAACCGACCUAUACUGUAUGGUGAACAGGAAGAGUCAACAGUUCAUCUAGGCCACAUGUUGAAAGAAAAUCAGUGCCUUGCUGAACUACACAUGUGUAAGCAUGACAUAAAAAACUGUGGUAUGAAACAGUUAUGUGAUGCACUGUAUCUGAACAGAAGCCUACGCUACCUUGAUGUAAGCUGCAAUAAAAUAACUCAGGAUGGAAUGGUGUGUUUGGCCAAUGUACUGAAAAGCAAUACUACCCUGGAAGUAAUAGAUCUUUCUUUUAACAGAAUAGAAAAUGCAGGAGCAAACUAUCUCAGUGACGCUCUUGCUUCACACAACAGGACUCUUAAAGCGUUGUCAGUGGUAAGCAACAACAUAGAGGGAGAAGGACUUGUUGCACUUUCACAAUCAAUGAAAACAAAUCCCACACUCUCUAAUAUCUACAUUUGGGGAAACAAAUUUGAUGAAGCUACACGUGUGGCAUAUUCAGAUUUAAUUCACAUGGGCCGUCUAAAAUCAGACAAUACAGAUGUGGAGCCAUUUGUGGUGGAUGGACACGUGUACCUUGCAGAAGUCUCCAAUGGCCUUAAAAGGCAUUAUUACUGGACACCAGGUUAUGGAGAAGCUUGCAGCCCAUCAUCUAAUGCAGGUUUUACUCUUGUACCAGUAGGUCAAUAUCUAUGAAAAACAAGCUUUAAAGUAAUUUUCAUAUAUUUGUCUUACUACUCUUCACAGAGGUUAUAUUUUAUUGUCUGUUAAAUUUUCUUUCAUAAAUUAGAACAAGUAAAA
Messenger RNA from Eubalaena glacialis (North Atlantic right whale), 1553 nucleotides. RefSeq names its product leucine rich repeat containing 34 (gene LRRC34). Gene Ontology annotation, molecular function: protein binding. The record is from RefSeq and is a predicted model, not a curated record. Lineage: Eukaryota; Metazoa; Chordata; Mammalia; Artiodactyla; Balaenidae. The transcript has 11 exons. The coding region runs from base 93 to 1448 and encodes 451 amino acids.